Ailuropoda melanoleuca (giant panda) is the source of this 2396-nucleotide messenger RNA. It is a transcript of the gene NAGPA, whose product is annotated as N-acetylglucosamine-1-phosphodiester alpha-N-acetylglucosaminidase. The coding region runs from base 49 to 1626 and encodes 525 amino acids. The record is from RefSeq and is a predicted model, not a curated record. Lineage: Eukaryota; Metazoa; Chordata; Mammalia; Carnivora; Ursidae. The transcript is spliced from 10 exons. Gene Ontology annotation, biological process: secretion of lysosomal enzymes.
CGUGAGUCACGUGGGACGAACCCACGUGAUCGGAGGCCCGGUUCCAACAUGGCGGCCUCCACGGGUCGCCGGCUUCUCUUCCUCCUUGGGCUGCUCGGCUUCCUCCGAGAGGCGACCAGCGGCGUCGACUGGGGGGUCUCCCGCGACGACGACUUGCUGUUGCCCUACCCCCGCGCACGCGCGCGCUCCGCCAGGGACUGCUCAAGGGUGCGCGCCGGCAGCCUUGAGCACGAAAGCUGGCCACCUACCCCGGCGACCCCCGGCACCCGGGGUCCGGCGGUACGCACCUUCGUGUCGCACUUCGCGGACCGCGCGGUGUCUGGCCACCUGACGCGAGUGGCAGAGCCCCUGCGCACCUUCUCGGUGCUGGAGCCCGGUGGGCCCGGCGGCUGCGCUUCGAGGCGCCGCGCCACCGUGGAGGAAACGGCGCGGGCGGCCGGCUGCAGAGUCGCCCAGAACGGCGGCUUCUUCCGCACGGACUCGGGCGAGUGCCUGGGAAACGUGGUGAGCGACGGGCGCCGGGUGAGCAGCGCCGGGGGGCUGCAGAACGCGCAGUUCGGGAUCCGCCGCGACGGGACCCUGGUCACCGGGUACCUGUCUGAGGAGGAGGUGCUGGACAAUGAGAAUCCAUUUGUGCAGCUGCUGAGUGGGGUCGUGUGGCUGAUCCGCAAUGGAAGUGUGUACAUCAGCGAAAGCCAGGCGGCCGAGUGUGAUGAGACGCAGGAGACAGGUUCCUUUAGCAAAUUUGUGAAUGUGAUAUCAGCCAGGACAGCUGUGGGACAUGACCGGAAAGGGCAGCUGGUGCUCUUCCACACAGAUGGGCAGACGGAGCAGCGGGGCAUUAACCUGUGGGAGAUGGCAGAGUUCUUGCUGAAACAGGACGUGGUCAACGCCAUCAACCUGGAUGGAGGGGGCUCCGCCACCUUCGUGCUCAAUGGUACCUUGGCCAGUUACCCAUCAGAUCACUGCCAGGACAACAUGUGGCGCUGUCCACGCCAUGUGUCUACUGUGGUGUGUGUGCAUGAGCCCCGCUGCCAGCCACCUGACUGCAGUGGCCACAGGACCUGUGUGGAGGGGCGAUGCCAGUGCACGGGGCACUUCUGGCAGGGCGUGGCCUGCAACGAGCUGGACUGUGGCCCCACCAACUGCAGCCAGCACGGGUUUUGCACAGAGACUGGCUGCCGCUGUGAAGCUGGAUGGACAGGGUCCAACUGCAGUGAAGCUUGCAGCAACGGCUCCUUCGGGGAGGACUGUGCCAUGAAGUGCGGGUGUCAGAAUGGAGCUGCCUGUGACCCGGUCCGGGGGACCUGCACCUGUCCUCCUGGUUUCACUGGGGACACCUGUGAGCAUGUGAAGCAGUGUCUCCCGUCAUCCGCGACCACCCUGAGAACAGGAGAACUCUCCCUUCUCACUGGGACCACCUGGCUGGCCCUCACCCUGGCCCUAGUUUUCCUUCUGCUGAUCAGCACGGUGGCGAAUGUGUACUUGCUCCUCGGCUCAAGAGCGGAGCAGAGCCGGCACCUGGAUGGGGCCUACGUUUACCACCCGCUGCAGGAGAUGAAUGCGGAGCUCCUGGCCGCGGAGAAGGAGCAGCCGGGUGAUGCCCACAACCCCUUUAAGGACUGAAGCCUCCAGCUUCCCGUCGUGGCCUGCUCUGAAGGCUCAUUUCGACACGGUCUGAUUUCUGCAAGGGAAAUUUCAAGUCCGCUGACCGUCUGGGUGAUCUCAGCCCCGGUGCCAAGCCAAGCUUCUGAUAGCACCUGUGCCUCAGCCCCUCACCUGGCCCUGGGCCCUCACCUGGUCACCUGCCGUGACACAUGCAACCUAGCAAUACCGUACUCCCCAGAGAGAGACUCCUUCCCUGCCUGCCUGUGUCUGCUGCCUGUGACGCCUGUCCUCCGAGGGCCUGCUCUGCUGGCAAAGAGCCUCUAGCCUCCUGAGGCAGAGGCUGCUAGCAAUGGAACGACCGUGACCGCACCGUGACUGAGUGGCAGGGUCCAGCCAACCCCCCUGGACAGGGAUGGAUUACAGAGACGAUGGCCACGUCAUGGGACCCUUUUCUACAGACCUCAUCACAGAAUUUGCCAAUUUGAAUUCUACUUUCUGUCACAGGAAGCUCCUUAGAAGGGGCGGGGGGUGAAAUCAUGUUUACAAGCUUUCUAUUUUGGUAUCCUGCCACCAAGAGAGGUUUUUUAUCGCUUGAAUAAAUUGAUGUAAUAAAAGGAUUCCCCGGGGGGCAUCUAAAGCCUGACUUGUCUGGGGCGCCUGGGUGGCACAGCGGUUAAGCGUCUGCCUUCGGCUCAGGGCGUGAUCCCGGCGUUAUGGGAUCGAGCCCCACAUCGGGCUCCUCUGCUAUGAGCCUGCUUCUUCCUCUCCCACUCCCCCUGCUUGUGUUC